AUGACAAGGAAGAUCUUCACCAACACCAGGGAGAGAUGGAGGCAGCAAAACGUCAACAGCGCUUUCGCCAAGCUGAGAAAACUCAUUCCCACCCACCCUCCGGACAAAAAGCUGAGCAAGAACGAGACGCUCCGCUUAGCUAUGAGAUACAUCAACUUCCUCGUGAAGGUGCUGGGGGAGCCGGGCCUGCAGCAGGCCGGGGUGGCCGCGCGGGGCGGCAUCAUGGGCCUCUUCCAGCAGGCCCCGCACCUGCAAAGCGUGGGGCAGCUGGUGGAAAACUGUGGUGUCCCAUCACCCGGCACGAGCAGCACCAUCGCGGAGCGCUGGUCACAGGCACCGUCUCCUUAG
Messenger RNA from Tinamus guttatus (white-throated tinamou), 348 nucleotides. RefSeq names its product TAL bHLH transcription factor 2 (gene TAL2). Gene Ontology annotation, molecular function: DNA-binding transcription factor activity, RNA polymerase II-specific; protein dimerization activity; RNA polymerase II cis-regulatory region sequence-specific DNA binding. The record is from RefSeq and is a predicted model, not a curated record. Gene Ontology annotation, biological process: regulation of transcription by RNA polymerase II. Lineage: Eukaryota; Metazoa; Chordata; Aves; Tinamiformes; Tinamidae.